UCUAAGAAUAGCUAUUAGUAGCAUCAAGCAGAGGCAACACGAGUGUUUGUCUGAUUAUUGGGAGAGAUUUCAACAAUUAUGUCAUAGAUGUCCUAACCACGGAUUUUCUGAUUAUCAGUUGCUCAUUAAUUAUUUUUAUCGUGGUAUGUCUUCUUUUGACAGGAGGAUUGUUGAUGCUGCUUGUGGAGGAAGUUUGACCAACAAGACCUUAGAUGAAGCAAAACAAUUGAUUUUUGAUAUGGUCACCAAUGGUCAACAAUAUGAGGAUGAGGAUGAUGAUAGGUACAGGCCGAUCAACAGAGCAGAAGAUAUAUGUGUGAAUGAGAAACUCGAUGCUCUAACUUCCUUAGUUAGAGGCAUGGUUGGAGCUCAAAUUCAGAAGGAUAAUCAUCCAAAUUUCAGCUGGAAUCAUUCGCCUGAAUUUUUCACCAGCGCACAGCCGCAGGCUGGGUGGUAUGCUCAUACCGACCGCCCAGAGCCCAGUAUGAGCGAUAUUCUUCAGAGUCUGGCACAGAGCAGCCAGAUUGUUAACAAUUUGGUGCAAAGUCAGCAAGCUUUCCAGCAAGAGACGCAAGCUGCGUUGGGUAGUAUGGGCACACAGAUCACUCUGCUCACCACUCAAGUGAACAAGUUGCAAGUAAAUCUUGGAAAACUUCCAUCUCAAGAAGAAGUACAUUCCAAGGAGCAUGUUUAUGCUAUGAAUUUAAUGAGUGAGGAAGAUUUCUUUGAUCCAAAGCCCAUGGAAGAUGAAAAGGAGAAGGAAGAGCAAGAAAGUGCUCAGAAUGAUGAAGUUGUCGAAGAGGCACAACAAUAUGAAAAUCUCUCUUCUUCCGAGGUUGGCUCAACAUAAGAAUGGAAAUGAGGAAAAUGAGAUUCUGGAAAUAUUCACGAUGAAUAAAGAACCACCAGAAUAUUAUGAUGAAAUUCAAGGGUGUAAAGUGCAGCUGAACCCCACCAAUGACGUUCUCACUCAGCAUCUGUCACGCGGUAUGCCCAUACCGACCAGCACUGGACAGAUUGUGCCUUCAAUUGUGAAACUGCCAAAGCGGAAAUUGAAACCACCUGAUGAUUGAUCCAGUUUCAGGGAAGUUUUUGUUAGUUUACUUUCGUUUUUAUUUUAUUUUAUUUUAUUUUUAUUUUUCUUGUCUUUUAUGCUUUCUUUGUUUUGUGUCUUUGUUCUUAGUAUUUCCCCACACAAUGAGGACAUUGUGUUGUUUAAGUGUGGGGGAGUUUUUAUGUCUUUUUUCUUGAGUCUGUGUGCAUGUUUUGUUUUGGUCUUCCUUUUGAGUCUGUCUAUGGCAACUUUUCAUGCGAGCAUUUCGAUUUGUUAGGAUGAGCAUAUUGAUAUGGAUUGUAUGGUUGUUUUCUUGGAUGAUACAAAAAUGUGUUGAAACACAUAUGUGUUUGAGGAUGACGAAUGUGCAAAUUGAUCAAUUUUGUUGAAAACCACUCAUAUAGUGAGGAUUGAGCCUUUAGAGCAAUAACUUGAAUGCUCCUUGCUUGUUUUCGAUGAGUGUUAUGCAUUCUUGACUUCUUGAUAUUCGGUUUGCCAUGUUGCCAUAAUAAAUUUUUAAACAACCAAUUGGACUCAUUUGUGAAAGCGAUUUAGGCAUUAGGAAUAAACCUCAUUGGCCUUAAAAAUUUCAUACCUUGCAAUAUUCAUUAGUGAGCCAUUUUGAAGCCUUGACCCUUUUUAUUGUUAUAUAUGAUUGAAGCCUCGAAAAUUUUAGCCAUUAGCCUUCUUUUAGCCUUGCUUUGUCCAUUUCCAGCAUGAUGCAAGUGGUUUGUUUUGUGAUAUUACUUUGUUGGAAGAAUAAGGUUGAUUGAAAUUUAGUGCUUGGUUGGAAUGAUUGAGGAUUGAAAUUGACAAAAGAGGUUGUUGGUUGUUUAAAAAUGAGGUGAUCUUAUGAUGUUAAUUCAAAAAAAAAAAAAAAAAACAAAAAAACAAAAAAACAAAAAAAAAACAAAAAAAAAGAGAAAAAAAAAAAGAAAAAAAAGAGAACGCUGGAGUUUGAAUGUCUAUGUAUUGGGAAUAAGGGUUGAUUUGAUUUAGUUUGAUUUUGGGAUUAGAAUGUGGUGAACUACUUGCAUUGUGUUGGUUUUAUUAGCCUUGUUUAUCCACUUUUGUUUAUCCUACCUAUGCACCCUAGCCCCAUUACAACCUUGUGGAAAGACCUAUUGAUUCAUGGAUAAGUUCAGUUUUCGAAUUGAAGAUAUUGACAUAGUGGCAAACUUAUAAUGGAUAGAGUCGAGUUGCAUGUUUGUGAAUUUACCUACCUUUUGAUAUUGAGAGAUUUGAGCGAAUUUAGUGAGGCUGGAUUGAUUUUCACGUUUUUGACUCGAAUGAAGGGUGAAUGCACAUGAUUGUUGAUUCCAAGAAUGGUUUGAGGAAAAAUGAUGAUUGUAUCUUAUUCUAACUUUGAGAUUUGCUUGUUGUGAUUGUUGCCAUGGCUAGUCGUCGUUAGUUGCGUCUUGUCUUGUCUUGUUUGUGUCUUGAGUUUUGUUCUUCCCUUUGUUUUGUUUUUCUUAUGCUCGAGGGCGAGCAUUGUCUAAGUGUGGGGGAGUUUGAUUGGGCGUAUUUUAUACGCAUAUUUUGAGUGUUUUUGGUGAAUUUUAAAUGCCUAGUUCCUGCUUAUUAUUAUCUUUUGGACUUAAUUGUGAAACUAAUAAAUAUUCUUCAUGGUUUUGAUAGGUUUUGGAUAAGAGGAUCGAAUUUUGAAGAGUUUGAAUCUGUGCGCGUUUGCU
This is a messenger RNA of Salvia miltiorrhiza (redroot sage), 2745 nucleotides long. RefSeq lists its product as uncharacterized. The coding region runs from base 146 to 850 and encodes 234 amino acids. The transcript is spliced from 2 exons. The record is from RefSeq and is a predicted model, not a curated record. NCBI's taxonomy places the organism in Eukaryota, Viridiplantae, Streptophyta, Magnoliopsida, Lamiales, Lamiaceae.